Staurois parvus is the source of this 267-nucleotide messenger RNA. NCBI's taxonomy places the organism in Eukaryota, Metazoa, Chordata, Amphibia, Anura, Ranidae. The record is from the annotation of a GenBank genome assembly.
GCCAAUCACAGCACCCUUUUACCACGUGAUCAGCUAUGUCCAAUGACCUAUCAGUGCCCAUUAAUGCUGCCUAUCAGUGCCGCCUAUCAUGCAGCAUCAUCAGUGCCUCCUCAUCAAUGCCCACCAGUGCCGCCUCAUCAGUGCCACCUCCUCAGUGCAGCCUAUAAGUGUCCAUCAGUGCUGCCUAUCCAUGCCACCUCAUCAGUGCCCAUUAGUGCUGCCUAUCAGUGCUGCCUAUCACUGCAGACUCAUCAACACACAUCAGUG